Molecule: messenger RNA, 2655 nt
Organism: Osmerus eperlanus (European smelt)
Lineage: Eukaryota; Metazoa; Chordata; Actinopteri; Osmeriformes; Osmeridae
Gene: ptk2aa
Product: protein tyrosine kinase 2aa
Exons: 27
Coding region: 64-2562 (832 amino acids)
Biological process (GO): signal complex assembly; protein phosphorylation
Cellular component (GO): cytoskeleton; focal adhesion
Molecular function (GO): ATP binding; protein tyrosine kinase activity
Source: RefSeq, a predicted model, not a curated record
UGUGCCCCCCAGGCUAAGACCCUCAGGAAGCUCAUCCAGCAGACGUUUAAGCAGUUUGCCAACAUGAACGAUGAGCAGAGCAUCCUGCAUUUCCUGUCCAUCCUGGCCCCCGUGCAGCACUUCCACCAGGAGUACUUCACCUGCGCCCUGGGAUCUAGCUGGGUGAUCCAGGUGGAGCUUGCCAUCGGACCAGAGGAAGGCAUCAGCUACCUGACAGACAAAGGCUCCACGCCGACCCACCUGGCUAACUUCUCCCAGGUUCAGUCCAUCCAGUACUCAUGCCUGGAGGACAGGGACAGGAAGGGCAUGCUGCAGCUGAAUGUGGCCGGGGCCGCGGAGCCCUUGACAGUGACCACCUCCUCCUUCACCACAGCUGAGAACAUGGCUGACCUGAUCGACGGGUACUGUCGCCUCUUCAACUCAGCCUCCCAGACCUUCAUCAUACGCCCUCAGAAAGAGGGAGAGCGAGCCCUGCCAUCCAUCCCCAGACUAACCAAUCAUGAGAAGAGGAUUGAGGUGGUGAGGACCAUCUCUGUCUCAGACUUUGUGACACGGGCGUCACCUAAGCCACCCAAAGCGCGUCGCUUCCUCUUCCCAUUUGUCCUCUGCUCACAUGACUCUCCACACAAGGAAGACCUUAGUGGGGAUGAGACAGACGACUAUGCUGAGAUCAUAGACGAAGAGGACACCUAUACGAUGCCCUCCAUCAGCUAUGGAGUAGACGAAGCGAGGGACUACGAGAUCCAGAGGGACAGGGUGGAGCUGGGGCGCUGCAUCGGGGAGGGUCAGUUUGGAGACGUCCACCAGGGGGUCUACAGCAGCACGGAGGACCCAGCUCUGUCUGUGGCCAUCAAGACGUGUAAGAACUGCACCUCCGACAGCGUGAGGGAGAAGUUCCUCCAGGAAGCACUGACCAUGCGCCAGUUCGACCACCCCUACAUCGUGAAGCUGAUUGGCGUGAUCACGGAGAACCCUGUGUGGAUCAUCAUGGAGCUGUGCACCCUGGGGGAGCUGCGUUCCUUCCUGCAAGUGAGGAAGUACAGUCUGGAGCUGUCCACCCUCAUCCUGUUCUCCUACCAGCUCAGCACCGCCCUCGCUUACCUGGAGAGCAAACGCUUUGUACACAGGGACAUUGCCGCCAGGAAUGUUCUGGUAGCUUCCGUAGACUGUGUGAUGCUCGGAGACUUUGGUCUAUCUCGCUACAUGGAGGACUGCUCGUACUACAAAGCCUCCAAGGGCAAGCUGCCAAUCAAAUGGAUGGCCCCGGAGUCAAUCAACUUCAGACGCUUCACCUCAGCCAGCGACGUUUGGAUGUUUGGUGUGUGUGUGUGGGAGAUCCUCAUGUACGGCAUCAAGCCCUUCCAGGGGGUGAAGAACAACGACGUGAUUGGUCGGAUUGAGAAUGGCGAGCGAUUGGCCAUGCCCCCGCAGUGCCCGCCCACCCUCUAUAGCCUCAUGACCAAGUGCUGGUCCUACGACCCCAGCAAGAGACCCCGCUUCACCCAGCUCAAAACCCAACUCAGCACCAUCCUAGAGGAGGAGAAGGCCCAGCAGCAGGAGAGAGUGAGGACAGAGAUCAGGAGGCAGAUCACAGUCAGCUGGGACUCUGGAGGCUCUGAGGAGGCCCCUCCCAAGCCCAGCAGACCAGGAUAUCCCAGUCCGCGCUCCAGUGAAGGUUUCUACCCCACCCCGCAACACGCCGGACAGCACAACCACCACCAGGGGUACCCCAGCCCCCAUGCGCUGCCCCCCCAGUCUGGGGGAGGCUACCAGGCUUCUCUCCUGGACCCCCUCGAUGUCUGGUCCCCCCACCGGCCCCAGGAUGCCCCCGUGUGGUCUUCCAACAUGGAGGAGGAGAGGUUGAUCCAGCAGCAGCAUCAGAUGGACGAGGACCAGAAGUGGCUGGAACAGGAGGAGAGCCUCCAGAAGCUCGAGUCCAGGAACUCUGGAGGCAGCAUGGAGGAUGCCACUAACACAAUGGGUAGCCAGCACAUCUACCAGCCUAUUGGAAAACCAGAGCAUGUGGCCCCCCCUAAGAAGCCCCCUAGACCGGGGGCCCCCAACACUCUGGCCAGCCUCAACCCUGCGGACAGCUACAACCAGGGAGUCAAGAUUCAGCCGCAAGAGAUAAGCCCGCCCCCCACAGCCAAUCUGGAUCGCUCUAACGACAAGGUGUAUGAGAAUGUAACGGGAUUGGUCAAGGCCGUGAUUGAGAUGUCCAGUAAGAUCCAGCCGGCCCCCCCUGAGGAAUAUAUCCCCAUGGUGAAGGAGGUGGGUUUGGCUCUGAGGACUCUGCUGGCGACCGUAGACGAGACCAUCCCUGUGCUUCCUGCCAGCACUCACAGAGAGAUCGAGAUGGCCCAGAAGCUGCUGAACUCUGACCUGGCGGAGCUGAUCAGCAAGAUGAAGCUGGCCCAGCAGUACGUGCUCACCUCUCUGCAGCAGGACUACAAGAAGCAGAUGCUGACAGCCGCCCACGCGCUCGCCGUCGACGCCAAGAACCUCCUGGAUGUCAUCGACCAGGCCCGGCUGAAGAUCCCCGCCCAGACUCACCCUCACUAGCCCCGCCCCCCCGUCACCACUGGGACGUCCAGGAAACAGCUGAGAUUGACAGACUGCUCAUCGACCUGGACACUUGUGGGACAGUCAUCCCCC